CGAGGGAAGAGGUGUCUCAUAUUUUUUAACGCAAUGGAAAACUCCGGUUCGCCAUCAAUGGUUCGACUGUUGGCUAUAAACGUCAUUCUAUUUCUGGUCAAUGCACAAGAAAACGUCCAUCCUGAUGUGAUAGCCGUCGUUGAAGUUAAAGUAGGUGUAAGCCCACGACCACGGUGGGCCAGCAGCUAUUCGGAGGGUGAUAGCUGCUACUGUCUACCUUCGGAUAGCAACAUGGACAACUUUGUUGUCGAAACGACAAGGGGAUGGAUGACAACAACGGAGGUUUGUGACCUGGUUGGACCCGGACCUGGAAGACGCGGACGACCCGUAUAUAAUGAUAUUCAAUGCGGCAACGGUCCUGCCAGUACGGAGAAAAACGAAUUGCUUUGUCCUGGACGAAUUGAUAUCGGAGAAAGCGGCUGUGGGCACACUGGACCAAAAUGGAACCUUGAAGCUGCCGAAGGUGCCAACGCUUCUCCACCAAUGACUCUACCGCGGUCUAGAGAUACGCAUCCCGAUAUUGUAACCAUUGUCAACGUUGUGGGUGGCGUAAUCCCGGGGGGAAAAUCCUGGGCUGACAGCUAUUCUGCCAAUGGCCGGUGCUAUUGUGCUUCGUCCUUCGAUCACAAAUUCGCGAAUCACAUCUUAGAAACACCGCUAGGAUGGCUACCAAUCCGUCGGAUUUGCGAGUUAAUAGGACCGGGCCCUAGAAUUGCUGGAAAUCCUGUUUACAAUGACGUACAGUGCGGAAAUGGACCGCCGAAAGCCGUUCAACAUGAGCAUGCGUGCCCAGGAAGAACGGAUAUUGGACCGGAAGGAUGUGGUCAGAUUGGUCCCCGUUGGAAUUUUGACACCAUCGGGUCUAUAACACAGAUUCUAGCUGCAACGGCGGCUCCAAGCUCUCCCCAACAAAAGGUCCAUUUGGUUCCUGAAACCCAAUCAUCUGCAAUUGGUCAGGAAACCAGUGACCCCCCAAGUAAAUCACCGAGAAACCGAGGGAAGAGAAACGGGGUUACGAUAACGACACCCAACAGAAUCAUGAACAGGGCACCAAAUAGGUCCAGGACAAAGAACAUGAACACGGCACCCAGCAAUGGAGACAAUGUAGCGCCGCCCACCAAUUCGGGCGGAGAAGCAAAUUCUCCAUCGUCAACCCCUACGCGAACUGUAGAAAGUCAAGUUCCGGCUUCCACACUUCCCAACGAAAGUCCGUCUGCUAGCCCUCAAUUAAGUCCCCCGGGAGACUCGUCAAACGGCCUGAUGAGUAGUGUACCAAUUGGUGCUCCAACUGUUGCCGUGCCUAUAUUUGAUGUUCCCCAAUUCUCUCGCAGCGAUGUUCCAAGUGACAUCCCGAGUGACCUCCCCAGCUUUUUUCCUAGCACCACGCCCAGUGAUAUCCCCAGCGACGUUCCUAGCGAUGUUCCUAGUGACGUUCCCAGCGAUGUUCCUAGCGACGUUCCUAGCAGUGUUCCUAGUGACGUUCCUAGCAGUGUUCCCAGCGGUAUGCCGACCAUUAUGACAGCGGCUCCCGUCGCCGAAAGCGAAUUCCCGAUAUCACUGUCCACGUCGCUCCGGCGCCGCAGAUUUGAUGGCGUGACGAUCCUGAAAUUUGGCGGCUUGGCAUAUUCCCUUAGAUUCUUCUUUUAGCGCUAACUUACUACUGCCAAUCCUUACCAUCCCGGUCUUCUGCUGAGUCUUCUCGAUAGUGGCAAUGGUACAUGUAUCUGAAUCGGAGACAACCUUGCCUCUAUUCCCUGAGGAGAAGCAGGAUCGGCGGUACUGAGUAUAGCUAUGCACGUUGUUUCUAGCU
Molecule: messenger RNA, 1810 nt
Organism: Phaeodactylum tricornutum CCAP 1055/1
Lineage: Eukaryota; Bacillariophyta; Bacillariophyceae; Surirellales; Neidiaceae
Exons: 3
Coding region: 34-1647 (537 amino acids)
Source: RefSeq, a predicted model, not a curated record